AUGUUGUUAACCGUUGAGAAUCCAGAACCAGUUCUAGAAACUUUUCAAAACCAUCUCGCUGCAGGAACAUUGGAGGUUCUGUCACCGGUUUUCUCAGAUAAGAAAAACUCAAUCACCAACAACAGCAUAAUUGAAACUAAUGUGUAUGUAAGUCAAGGCUCAAAAUCUGUUUAUAUACUCAGCAGACUAUUCUCAACUGAAUCCAGCAUUUUGUAG
Messenger RNA from Lathyrus sativus (Indian pea), 216 nucleotides. NCBI's taxonomy places the organism in Eukaryota, Viridiplantae, Streptophyta, Magnoliopsida, Fabales, Fabaceae. The record is from the annotation of a GenBank genome assembly.